Messenger RNA from Cornus florida, 414 nucleotides. RefSeq lists its product as uncharacterized. The record is from RefSeq and is a predicted model, not a curated record. The transcript has a single exon. Bases 1 to 414 code for a protein of 137 amino acids. Lineage: Eukaryota; Viridiplantae; Streptophyta; Magnoliopsida; Cornales; Cornaceae.
AUGGCUUUGGAUGAUCGUAAUGACCCUUGGAUGUGCAGAGUUUUUCCUACUAGCUUGACAGGAGCAGCACUAAAGUGGUUCAGGAAUAGACCGCAUAAGUCCAUCUCGGAUUAUGGAACUCUGUGCACUAUGUUCCUGGCACACUAUUGCGGAAAUAAAAAGCAAAAGAAGAGCAUUGCCAACCUCUUCACCGUAAGGCAAAAGAAGGGGGAAAAAUUGCAGGAUUUCUUAUCAAGAUUCAACAUAGAAGCCUCAGAAAUAGCAGAUUGUCAUCCCGCGACUGCUUUAGAAACAUUUAAACUUGCGAUGAUUCAGGGGACGAAGUUCUACACUUCCUUGGUCAAAUAUUCUCCUCCCGACAUGCAGACUCUAAUGCCAGGGCCCAGAUCUAUAUUUGGCUCGAGGAAAAUAUAG